CACAGCAUAAAAUACAAGCCUUUGCGUGUGCAUCCACAUGAGCUACCGUAUCAAAACAAUAGCAUAUGACCGAAAGCUAAACACGGUCAACCCAAACGAACCUGUCGACAUAGAAGAGCUCAUGAACGUGGUAACCUCCACUUGCUAUCGAGACUUCGAUUUCGGCGUCUCGUCAAUGAUCGGCAGGUCCUGUACCUCUCUCUCUCUCUCUUCCGUGUUCGGUUUCAUGUAUUCCCUCAGGUCUGAAGCAUCCUCUGUUCCCGGCAAGUAUCAAGGAAGACGAUCGGCCCAUCGGUGAGGAACACCUCCGCAGCACUUCAAGCUCUCGAUGCCAGCCGCGAAUAUGACGAUCGACGAGUUUGAGAGGUCGAAGUCGAAGCUCGCUGGGGACUUCGUAGCCGCGCUGCUUGAUCUCCAAAAGGCCCAAAAGCUCGCUAUGAAGCGGGAAGAUGCCCGUAACGCCUCCCCUUCUCGGCCUUGGCCGCUGACGAGCUCGCCCAGCGAAGAGACUGCUGCGGGAGAGGAUGCAGGUGACGACGACAGGUUGCUGCUGCUCUGGGAACAGACGAGGCAAGAGUUACUCUCCUUGGAGAAUGAGAUAGUCUUCAAUGAGGCCAUAAUAGAGGAAAGCGAGAAAGAUAUCAAAGAAAUACACUACGAUGUACAGAAAAUACACGAAAUUUAUCAAGAUCUCGCUGUCUUACUUCAUGACCAGCCUAUCAGUAUAGAUAACAUCGAUAAGCGUAUCGAAGAGUCAGCAGCAUCGACAGGCCGAGCUAAAGAACAACUGUACAAGGCUUCCAAAUGCAGUAGAUCUAGGUCUUCUUGGGUGUGCUGGGUGUUGAUAAUUUUGGUGCUGGUGCUGGUCAUCGUUCUCCUUGUUCUCAUCUUGCGCCAGUUGCUUGCCCGACAUGACGAUCCAGUACAAUCACUAGUGAAGCAAUGAUCAUUAUGUGUCAGGCAAUAUGUAUCGCUAAUCAGUUUCUAACAUCUCAUGAUUGUAAGCUAAUUUUGAAGCAUCACAAUGUUAUCGAGUAUGCUUUCUACUAA
Molecule: messenger RNA, 1050 nt
Organism: Musa acuminata AAA Group (dessert banana)
Lineage: Eukaryota; Viridiplantae; Streptophyta; Magnoliopsida; Zingiberales; Musaceae
Product: syntaxin-22-like
Exons: 6
Coding region: 329-946 (205 amino acids)
Biological process (GO): intracellular protein transport; vesicle-mediated transport; vesicle fusion
Cellular component (GO): endomembrane system; membrane; SNARE complex
Molecular function (GO): SNAP receptor activity; SNARE binding
Source: RefSeq, a predicted model, not a curated record